CACUUGCACUCAUAGGGAGAGAAAGAGAAAGAGAGAGAGAGAGAAUCUUGUUUAAUUAUCUUCAGUUCCUCUCUAUUGUUUUCUCUUGAACAUGGCAGGGAAGAGAAAUCAGACAAGUCCAGUGGGAAGUCCAACAUCUGGGAACAUCUCAGAUAGUUCUUCAAAAGAACAAGACAGGUUCCUCCCUAUAGCAAACGUGAGUCGUAUCAUGAAAAAAGCACUUCCAGCCAAUGCUAAAAUCUCAAAGGAAGCAAAGGAAACAGUUCAGGAAUGUGUGUCAGAGUUCAUAAGCUUCAUCACUGGUGAAGCCUCUGACAAGUGCCAGAAAGAAAAGAGGAAGACAAUUAAUGGGGAUGAUCUUUUGUGGGCUAUGACAACACUUGGGUUUGAGAACUAUGUUGGACCUUUGAAGGUGUAUCUCAACAACUAUAGGGAAAUUGAGGGAGAAAAGAGUUCUGUGGGUAGACAAGAAGAUUAUCACUCUCCAAUCACAGAAACCAAUGAUGGGGUAGCUGAAAUCAACAAGUUGACUCAUUCUGUUUCAACCAAAACAGACUUUCCAAGUUUCAAUGGUGGAUUCUACUCUGUUGGGUCUCAAGUUACUCCAAAGAGCUUCACAGAGAUUGGAGGGAUCACAAGUUAUAGAGAGAGUUCCAUAAACAGGACCAUUGCUGAAAGUGCAGUCAAUGAUGAUCAAGAUGCAAAUGGUAAUAGAAUGAUGCAAGCCAACCUACGUUAUAGGGUUGAAUGGUAGAGGUUACAUGAUAGCAACAAGUUACUUCUCUAUUAUUUAUAUACGGAAUUAAUAUUUCUCGUGUUAUAUGAAAUAUUUUAUCUCCUACACACACAAAAAUAUGAAAAUAUACGGAGCUCGUGUACUUUUAUGUUUACGUGCGUAGGAGAUUUAUAUCCUAUAACAUGAAAAAUAUUAAUCUCAUUUUAUAUUUAUAUAUAAGAGUUUAUAUUAUGGUAUAACUUUGUUGCUGAUUGGCUUAUUUGAAAUCUAAUGAUAAAUUUUACACACUUGGAGGAUAUAUUAAAGUUAUUAAUUGGUUACUGAAUG
Molecule: messenger RNA, 1063 nt
Organism: Gastrolobium bilobum
Lineage: Eukaryota; Viridiplantae; Streptophyta; Magnoliopsida; Fabales; Fabaceae
Product: nuclear transcription factor Y subunit B-8-like
Exons: 1
Coding region: 92-754 (220 amino acids)
Biological process (GO): regulation of transcription by RNA polymerase II
Cellular component (GO): CCAAT-binding factor complex; nucleus
Molecular function (GO): DNA-binding transcription activator activity, RNA polymerase II-specific; RNA polymerase II cis-regulatory region sequence-specific DNA binding; protein heterodimerization activity
Source: RefSeq, a predicted model, not a curated record